AACCACUCUAAGGUAAUGUGAGCCUACACUGUUUUGAGUGGGAGCCAACAUGUUCGGUAACUCUUGGCAGAAAACGGAGUUAUGGUUCCUAAUGGCCGAUGGUACUUAGACAAGCUAGACUUUAUUUUUCACACAGUCCACAUAGGAAGUGACGAGAGCAAUGUAUCUUUACAAAUGGCGUCUGCGAGUGCCUAUGUGUGUGGAGGUACAACGAACGACGAGAACACUGCGGGGAAACGAAAACGAUCAGGAUUCGAAUGUGCUGUCAAUGAUUGUUCUCUUCGUCACUCGGAUGGGGUAAAAAUGCAUGGUUUCCCCAAAGACAGUAUCUACAAGAGCCAGUGGGUAAAUUUUGUUAGAACAUGCAGGGAGAACUUCGUUCCAACCACAUAUUCAAAAAUAUGUUCCAUGCAUUUCACGCCAGACUGCUAUCCAGCCACAUACGCAAUGCAGGAGAGUCUUGGCUUUAAAAUAAAAUUUAAACAGCUUAAACCUACAGCAGUCCCGACGAUUCAGAAGCAUGCACUAUCAAAACCUGGGAAAAAGUGGAAAAAAGACAUGACAAAAGGAACUUCGGACUCUGUAACAUUUUCUACACCAGUGCAACUUGCAUCUUUUGUCACGACACCUGUUACAGCAACAGCGAAGACAUCGUCGACCCAGUUGUGCACUUCAGCUUUGAAAACAACGGACAGCUUAAAAACACCACUAAUGUGUGUAAUGGAAGCAACCAGGUUAGGUUUGGGCGACCACAAUUUAAGAGGACCACGGGCAAAAAGAGAACGUAUGAGAAUAACUGGAGUUGUGCCUGACCAUCUGAUCAAUGGUCCUUUUUCUAUUGAUCAUGUUCCAAGUUUGAAUGUGGAUUUUCAAACAUCAUUCCUGAGAAGUGUAAACAAAAUACAAUCAGUAUGCAGCAAUUACUCAGAUUCAGAGAUACUUGGUUCAACGGAAUCCGCACAUAUAAAAAAUGUGCAGGAUACAAGUAGUGAAAUGACAGUGUGUAAAGUGUUAGUUGCAGUUGAUUUACCAUCAGCUUCAGGGAAAACUGCAAAAUAUCCACAGAUGACCAUGCCUUCUGUCAUCCUCCAACAAGAGUAAUAAAAUUUUUUUAUGGCACCAACCUUUCUAAAAACUCUUAGAAACUAAAGGAAAUCAUGACAAAAACUUGAAGCCAGCGCGUGAACAUAAGAAAAACAUGCACCAGUUCCCCCUGAAAGUGAAAGGACCGGUUAAAAGGGUUCCCAUCACUGAUGCUGGAUCUUCUAAAAUUGUCCCAAAACCAAUUAAAAUGAAAGGCAAUUCAGAGACUGGUAUGACAUCUGUGCCCUGCGAGCAAUCUUUGAUUGCUCCACAGCUAUACAGGGUAGUUGUGUUGGAUGAGUUGCUAAAAUCUUACACAUUAAUACCUCCUGCUGUUCCCAGCACAAGUUGCUCAGGACCGCUAAGAUUGCAUGAAAAGGGAAAUCAUUCAAGUGUUAAAAGACAGCACCAGACCUGGACUGCCACAAGUGACCAGCAUGCAGCAGAAUUUCUCUGUGAUGUUGAGGUGAAGCAGGAGGUUAGCAGUGAUCAGGAAGGAAGCCCUGUGCUCAGUUUACCGCUGGAGGAUUUGUGCUGUGAAGAAACAUGCAGUGGUAGAACAACCAUCGCAUUGUACUUCACAUCAAGGGGAGUGACUAUAAACGAAGCAUGCAGCCAUGAGAUAGCAUUACUGCAACCAAAGUGUCAACUGCAGAGCACUACGACUCUGAAAAAAGUGUUAUCAUCAUAUUUAAGUCGUCGGAACAGUGAAAAUCAAGACAAGCAUCACAUAAGCAUGAUAAAUCCUGCCUUCAUUAAAAAGGAGCCCGAAGGAUUUUGAGACAUUGUGGAAUGCUGGAACAUUGAUGGGUACUCAUAAUUCUGAAAGUAAAACAGGGACGGAGAUUAACAUGGCUGUAAGUGAAGAAUCACCUAGUGCUUACAAGUUAGAUUCUGCUUUUAUAAAGAAAGAAUCUGAAGAUUUUGAUUCCUCGUGGAAUACUCCAAGUGCGGCACAGACAAACAGCAGUAGCUAUGAAAAUAAAAUGGGGACCGAGAUUUAUCCAACAGGAGUAUACCGCAAUGUACACUUUUGCUCACCUCAUGACCGGUGAUCACCAGUGAUGCUACAAAAGACUUUCUCCUGUUGGUAGCUGUCCCAGACCAGGUUGCUGACUCCAUUUCUAAAUGCAGCUAUUGUGAGUGCAUGGUGAAGGGUGUCAGACCUUCUGGCCUUAUGACAUUGUGCCAUUAAGUACAUAAUAAAUUGAAAGAGAGUUGUCUCCUGAAAGAAAAAA
Molecule: messenger RNA, 2321 nt
Organism: Pomacea canaliculata
Lineage: Eukaryota; Metazoa; Mollusca; Gastropoda; Architaenioglossa; Ampullariidae
Exons: 6
Coding region: 82-1101 (339 amino acids)
Molecular function (GO): sequence-specific DNA binding
Source: RefSeq, a predicted model, not a curated record